Molecule: messenger RNA, 2403 nt
Organism: Eruca vesicaria subsp. sativa (arugula)
Lineage: Eukaryota; Viridiplantae; Streptophyta; Magnoliopsida; Brassicales; Brassicaceae
Source: the annotation of a GenBank genome assembly
CGUGGCGUUUUGAUCACCACUUUACCCGGAACGUUGCUUGUUACGAAACGUCGCCGUAUUCUCUGUCUGCGCGAAUCCCUCUUCCUCUCUUCUUCCCAGAAGCUCCUUGACGAAAGAAGCUUCAAACCCUUGAUUUUUUUUUUUCUUGAUUCUGAGUGCAGGGUUCUUGUUGGCAUUAGUUAGUUUCUUUCCGUAAGUCUGCACGGCUUAUGAUCGGUGCUACUAACGCGUUUAGCUAAGACCUUGACUCUGCUCAGAAUAUGGCUCUAUAUAGUUCAUUGCAGCUGUCCCAUGGCUUCGGUCUCGUUAGAAAUCAAUGGUGCUAUAAGCCUGAUAAUAGUGCCAUCAGAAGGAGGCCGCAUGUAUCGAAGGUUCCUCUCUUAUUAGGUUCUCCGUUGGGGAAACAUGGUUUCAGGAACACUUUGCUGUCGGAUUACUUUCGUAGACCUAUUUGUUCAGUACCAUGCAGAACCGCCGCGUUUAGGUGUCAUUCGUUUUCUGCAGGAAGCAACGUCAUUGAACCUGCUAUUAAAGCUGCCACUUUGCUGCUAGCAAAGUCACACAAGUUAAUACAACAAUUCCCUCUUGUAUAUAAGUUGGUUCCAGCUGUUGCUCUUCUUAUUUUCUCCCUGUGGGGUUUAGUACCUCUUGUUCGCCAAGGACACAACCUAUUACUCAAUAAGAAUGAUAGCGGAUGGAAAAAGAGUGGUACCUACCAUAUUAUGACUUCGUAUGUUCAACCCUUGCUGUUAUGGCUAGGAGCUCUAUUCAUCUGCAGGGCAUUAGAUCCUAUUGUUCUUCCUACCGAAGCUAGCAAAAUUGUGAAAGAUAGGCUUUUGAAUUUUGUGAGGUCAUUGUCAACAGUACUAGCAUUUGCCUACUGCAUAUCGAGUCUUAUCCAACAAACACAGAAGCUCUUCUCAGAAACAACUGACCCAAACGAUACAAGAAAUAUGGGAUUUCAAUUUGCUGGGAAAGCAGUGUACUCUGCUGUAUGGGUUGCUGCUGUUUCACUUUUCAUGGAGUUGCUGGGCUUCUCUACACAAAAAUGGCUCACUGCUGGAGGUCUUGGGACAGUUUUGAUUACUCUUGCUGGCCGAGAGAUUUUGACAAACUUUCUUUCAAGUGUUAUGAUUCACGCAACGCGGCCAUUUGUUCUGAAUGAGUGGAUUCAGACAAAGAUUGAAGGUUAUGAAGUUUCUGGUACUGUGGAGCAUGUUGGCUGGUGGUCGCCAACGAUCAUAAGAGGUGAAGACCGUGAGGCAAUCCACAUCCCAAACCAUAAGUUCACAGUUAAUGUCGUGAGAAACCUUACUCAGAAAACUCAUUGGCGUAUCAAAACCCACCUAGCAAUCAGUCACUUGGAUGUUAACAAAAUAAAUAAUAUUGUGGCUGACAUGCGGAAAGUGCUGGCCAAGAAUCCUCAAGUUGAGCAGCAGAGGUUACACAGAAGGAUAUUCUUGGAGAAUGUCAAUCCAGAAAACCAGGCCCUAGUGAUACUAAUCUCUUGUUUUGUGAAGACGUCCCAUUUCGAAGAAUACCUAUGUGUAAAAGAAGCUAUAUUGUUGGACCUCCUUAGAGUCAUAAGCCAUCACCGAGCACGUCUAGCUACACCAAUACGUACAAUCCGAAAGAUGUACACAGACGCAGACAUGGAGAACGCACCAUUUGGAGAAUCAAUGUACGGUCCUGGAGGUGUUGCUUCUAGGCGUCCGUUGAUGCUUAUCGAACCUUCUUACAAAAUCAAUGGAGAAGACAAAUCGAAAUCUCAAAACCGUGCGUCAAAACCAACCUCAGAGCAAGAAAACAAGGCUUCCACCAGUCCAAAAUCCAAAGAAACACCUUCUCCAGACCCAAAAGCAAACGUGAAAGUUGGAGAAUCUGAUACCAACAAAACACCUGACGAAAAGCCAGGAACCAAACCGGCUACCAUCGCAAAGGAUACAACAGAAGCUUCAGGAGCUGAGAAACCAAAGGUCAAGAGAAGUGUUACCACACCAAAGAACGAUACUCAGAAGGAAACAACAGAUGGUUCAACGUCACCAGCGUCUUAUUCAGCCUUGGAAGAGAAUAUAGUGUUGGGUGUUGCGCUAGAGGGCUCAAAGAGAACACUUCCAAUAGAGGAAGAGAUGCAUUCUCCUCCUCCCACGGAAACAGAUGCUAAAGAACUCACCGGUGCUGCUCGGAGAUCUGGAAAUGGCACAUUGGUGGCUGAAAAGGAGCAGAAAGAUGACCAGUCUCAAACAAGCUCUAGUGAAAACAAUGAGAUGGAAAGAAAAUGAUUUCUUUUGUAUACACACAUUCUCUUUUGUAAUGCGAAUUGAUUGUUGAAUGAUUUACCCUCCACAAUUCUAGAAGCUGGGGGGUGAUAAAUUUACAUAAUUAAUAUAAGGGUGGUUUUUA